Molecule: messenger RNA, 1620 nt
Organism: Euleptes europaea (tarantolino)
Lineage: Eukaryota; Metazoa; Chordata; Lepidosauria; Squamata; Sphaerodactylidae
Gene: SPPL2A
Product: signal peptide peptidase like 2A
Exons: 16
Coding region: 1-1620 (539 amino acids)
Biological process (GO): membrane protein proteolysis
Cellular component (GO): Golgi-associated vesicle membrane; lysosomal membrane; lumenal side of endoplasmic reticulum membrane
Molecular function (GO): aspartic endopeptidase activity, intramembrane cleaving
Source: RefSeq, a predicted model, not a curated record
AUGGGGGCCGCCGGGGCGCUGCGGGCCGCCCUCUGGGGCUUGCUCCUCCCGCUGAUAAGUGCCCAAGAGGGAAUUCUUCAUGCUUUUAGUAAUGACAAUCCUCUGUUAAAAAAGGAGUUCUGCAUAAUGUAUAAUCCUUUUUGGACCUCUCUUCCCCAGUCCUUAAGUAGUGCGACGCCUACAAAAUUGAUGGACUUGACCUCCACAUUGCUCUGCAAUGCUUCUGAAGUUCCACCUCAGACCAUGAAGGACAAGGCGGUUGUAGUGAUGAGGGGAAACUGCUCGUUUUUGGAGAAGGCAUGGAUCGCUCAAAACCAGGAUGCUAAAAUACUGCUGGUUGCCAGCAAAACCGGUCUAAAUGCUCCUGGAGGCGACAGGACCGUGUAUAAAAAUCUCAGCAUUCCAAUUGUCCUUGUUUCUUACAUGGAUGUUCUUGACAUUAAUGCGAAUCUUGGAAAUAAUGUUAACGUGACGUUAUAUUCACCACCUUUGCCAAAGUUUGACUUCAGUAUGGUGGUCAUAUUUCUAAUCGCUGUGCUCACCGUGGCCGUGGGAGGCUUUUGGAGUGGAAUGGACGAGCUAGAGCAACUGAAGGCCGCCGAGUGCUCCGAAAACAGGGAAGUUUCAAGGACGUCUUCAGAAACUAUAAUUUUAAGCCCUGUUAAAGUUCUCGUGUUCGUUGCCCUCUCUUGCAUCAUGUUAGUCUUGCUGUACUUUUUCUACAUGGUCCUAGUAUACGUCAUUAUUGCUGUUUUCUGCCUGGGAUCCACGAUAAGCCUCUUCAUCUGUCUUGCUGUUCUAAUGAGAAAAAUACCUUUUGGACAAUGCAGUUUUACAGUAUACAACGUAACCGCUGAAGUGAGGCUCAUUUUCCUUGCUGGAUUGUGCAUAGCAGUCACUACAGUUUGGGUAGUGUUUCGGAAAGAAGACAGCUGGGCUUGGAUUUUACAAGAUCUCUUGGGAAUUGCUUUCUGCCUGCACUUUAUUAGAACUAUCAAAAUGCCCAACUUCAAGUCCUGUUUUAUUCUCCUAGGCCUUCUCCUUGUGUAUGAUGUAUUUUUUGUCUUCAUUACACCAUACCUUACUAAAAAUGGGGACAGUGUAAUGGUUGUAGUUGCAACAGGUCCUUCUAAAGACAGUGAAAAGAAUUAUGGAAACUUGAUGGAAGCCUCGGCUGAGCGGUCAGCUCCUCAUGAGGAAGAAAAAUUGCCGGUGGUCAUGAAAGUGCCCAGGCUACAAUUCUGUACGCCGAUGAUAUGCGGCGUGCCCUUUUCGUUGCUUGGAUAUGGCGACAUUGUUAUACCAGGACUCCUGGUGGCCUACUGCCACAGGUUUGAUGUUCAGACAAGCUCUUCCUCUGUGUAUUAUAUUUUCUGCACUGUAGCCUACGCUGUUGGCAUGUUGCUCACGUUUUUGGUCCUGUCCCUGAUGAAGAUGGCGCAGCCAGCCCUGCUAUACUUGGUGCCGUGCAUCCUCGUCACCAGCGCCCUCGUAGCCUGGAAGCGCAAAGAGAUGAAGAAGUUCUGGGCAGGCAACGAUUAUCGGGUGAUGGAUCCUGCGGAUGUUGCUGCUGCUGAAGAAAACUCAACACUAUCCAGUGAACAAUGUGGAGGACAGUAG